This is a messenger RNA of Delphinapterus leucas (beluga whale), 2926 nucleotides long. The record is from RefSeq and is a predicted model, not a curated record. Lineage: Eukaryota; Metazoa; Chordata; Mammalia; Artiodactyla; Monodontidae.
UUAGCCACUGGACCACCAGGGAAGUCCCACUAACAUUUUGUCUAUAGCUUUGCUGUGUUUCCUAUGUAAAUGAUCACAUCAUCUGAAAAUAAUGACAAUUUAAUCUCUUCUUUCAUUCCUUUUACCUCAUUUCUUUUUUUUUCUUUAUUGCUUUAGCCAGGAUCUUAAAAUUCUUGAUGUAGUGGGUUUCCUUGUCUUGUUUGUGACCAAAAAAGAGGAUGUGGCUAAAGUUUCUUUAUUAAUUUAGCUAUAGGUUUUUGGUAAAUAACCUUUCAUAGCAUUUAUCAACUUAAAUUCCUUUUUAUCCCCUGGUCUGUUUCCCUCCUACCAUCUUCAGCAUUCGUAAACCGUUCUUUCUGCAUGGCCUGCGCCCUGCCCACCAACAGCUGUAGAUAAGCUUGGUAACUGCUCUCUAAGGCUCCGUUGUCCUUUUAGGACUCUGCUUCUCCUGCUUCUCUUCUUCAGGCCCAGGUUAGAUCUGCAAUUUUUCCAGCGGUUCCUGCAGAUACAGAAGGUUUUGUUUCCCUCUUGGUCAUCACAGAAUGCCUUGAUGUUCCUGACCCUUUUGUGUGUGGCCCUACUGGCCUAGUGCGAUGCCUCUCCAGUGCCCAGUGGACUUAGCCACCAGUAAGCAGGAACCAAGCUGUGGGGACCAGCGCAUCAGCCAGGACGUGGAGCGGUUCUGCCGGCAGCUCAGCAGCGUGGCCAGCAAGCUGAUCGUCUCCCCCUUCACCCUCAUCUACUACACCUAUCAGUGCUUCCAGAGCACCGGCUGGCUCGGGCCUGUGAGCAUCUUUGGGUAUUUCAUUCUGGGAACCGUGGUGAACAAGAUGUUGAUGGGUCCCAUUGUGGCAAAACUGGUGCAGCAGGAGAAGCUGGAGGGGGAUUUCAGGUUCAAGCACAUGCAGAUCCGGGUGAAUGCUGAGCCUGCUGCUUUUUUCAGAGCUGGGCACGUGGAGCACAUGAGGACAGACCGCAGGCUGCAGAGACUCCUUCAGACCCAGAGGGAGCUGAUGUCCAAGGAGCUCUGGCUGUACAUCGGCGUCAACAUGUUUGACUAUCUGGGCAGCAUCCUGAGUUACGUCGUGAUCUCAAUCCCCAUUUUCAGCGGCGUCUACAGAGACCUGAGCCCCACAGAGCUCAGCACCCUGGUCAGCAAGAACGCCUUUGUGUGCAUGUACGUCAUCAGCUGCUUCACCCGGCUCAUCGAUCUCUCCACCACGCUCUCCGAUGUGGCAGGCUACACACACAGGAUCGGGGAACUUCAGGAGACCCUGCUGGACAUGACCCUGAAGUCACGGGAUGGGGAGAUCCUGGACGAGAGCGAGUGGGACUUGGCCAGGGCCCCGGGAUGGCCAGCAACAGAGCGAACAGAUACAGCUUUUCUCCUUGAGCGGGUCUGCAUCUCCGCCCCCUCCUCUAAUAAACCCUUAAUCAAGGAUCUGAGCCUGAAGAUCUCUGAGGGGCAGAGCUUGCUUAUCACAGGCAACACGGGCACCGGCAAGACCUCCUUGCUCCGGGUUCUGGGUGGCCUCUGGGCGAGCACAUGGGGUGAGAGCCAGCCUUGGCCUGUGGGGGGCUCAGUGCAGAUACUGAUGGACUUUGGACCCCACGGGGUGCUGUUCCUGCCACAAAAGCCAUUCUUCACUGACGGGACCCUUCGGGAGCAGGUGAUAUAUCCCCUGAAGGAGAUCUACCCGGACUCAGGCUCUGCUGAUGAUGAGAGGAUCAUGAGGUUCCUGGAGUUGGCAGGCCUGUCCAGCUUGGUGGCAAGGACAGAGGGUCUGGACCAGCAGGUCGAUUGGAACUGGUAUGAUGUUCUAUCCCCAGGAGAGAUGCAGAGGCUCUCCUUUGCCCGGCUCUUCUACCUGCAGCCGAAGUAUGCAGUGCUUGAUGAAGCCACCAGUGCCCUGACCGAGGAGGUGGAGAGCGAGCUCUACCGCAUCGGCCAGCAGCUGGGCAUGACGUUCGUCAGCGUGGGCCAUCGGCGCAGCCUUGAGAAGUUUCACUCCUUGGUUCUGAAACUCUGUGGAGAAGGAAAGUGGGAGCUGACCAGAAUCAAAGUGGAAUGAAGCCAAGACUGGCCACCGGCAGGAGAGCCAAGCCCAGGAGGUCGAGUCCCCAGGAGAUACCAGGAGGGCUGAUGGGGCAAGGAAGGAGCUCCAGGUUUGCCUCACAGGUCCCGUGUGGGUAGCACCAGCAGCAGUGGACUCAGCCCACGUGUGGCCCUCCGCAGGACCCUCAUCCUGCCAGGGUGCCUCCUGCUGCCUCAGCCAGAGCUUCGUACACUUGACGUGCUGAUUACUUCACAUAUGACCUCAGAUCGUGUUUUCUAAAGAAAACCUGAAAGUGUGGGAUCUAUAAGAAAUGCAGGGUCAAAAUGGAGAGUGUAUCGGACUUGGAGUCAAGAGAUCCAGGAAUCUUUUAGAAUACAUCAAUUUUGCAACAGUAGAUUUUUAACUUUAAUCAACUAUUUAAAUUUUAUAACUUUUUUUAGAAGAAAAGAUAAACACGUUUUUAAACUUGCAGCUUUUUCCCCUUUUUUCUUCUUCAUCAUAAGAUGAUCUUUUUUUUUUUUUUUUUUGGCCACGCCAUGCGGGAUGCAGGAUCCAUGCAGGAUGUGAGAUCUUAGUUCCCCAACCAGGGAUCAAACCCGUGCCCCCUGCAGUGAAAGCAUGGAGUCUUAACCACUGGACCGCCAAGGAAGUCCCUAAGAUAAUCUUCUUAAUUGACUCUCUGGGCUUGUCUUUGAGAGCCUGGGGGGUGGGAGCAGCACUCUCCACUGUGCUGGAACCUUCUGCCCGUAGGUUCUUCACUGGCAUCUCCCACUUAACCAUUGCCAGUUGUCCCUCAGCCACUAACCUCGAGGGCCCUUCAGCUUUUCUUAACCCAGAUGAAAAUAAAUCCUGUAAUAUUUUUAAGUUAA